AACCUGAACAAACCAACAGAGGACUUGGAGGCCUUAGAUUUCUAUGAUGUCAUAAAGGUCAGUCGUGUAUCAGAAGGAAGUGUUCUCUACAAGCCAUGAAGCUACAUGGUUGAUGCCAAUGGGAGGUGAGUUCACUUCAGGUCAGAACUGACUGCUUUAAACGAUAUAGCUUUGACUAUCCAGGCCUAUUCACCUUCUCAUCAAAACACCUCGGAAUCAUUUGUGUUUUUGAGAGUAUUUCCAGUGCACAGCAGUUUGAAUAUGUACUGCAUGAUCAUGAUAAAACAUGACUGAGACACAAGAGACUGCGCUUGAUGUCAGUGUUGAUGGAUUGCUAAGACACUGUCAUCUAGCUGAGUUCUCUCUCACGCACGCACGAGAAUUUGUCUGAAUUGAGAGUAACGCAGAACACAGUGUCAGACUCCCAGCAUUGUGAGAAAGACACACAGAGCACGGAGGCACAGUUAGGACGGAGUUGAGAUGAGGCCCAGGGCCUUGUCUGUCUGUCUGUCUGUCUGUCUGUCUGUCUGUCUGUCUGUCUGUCUGUCUGUCUGUCUGUCUGUCUGUCUGUCUGUCUGUCUGUCUGUCUGUCUGUCUGUGAGUCUGUCUGUGAGUCUGAGCCUGUGUGAGUGGACGGUGUUGACUGCCCCCUAGUCGACAUGGUUAGACAAUACCUCAAGCCUAAGCUGCAUCCCAAAUGGCAUACUAUUCCUUAUUUAGUGCACUAAUUUUGGUCAGAGGCCCUGGUCAACAGUAGUGCACUAAAUAGGGAAUAGGGUUCCAUUUGGGACUCGGCCUAAGAGAAUGAAGAAACCAUUAUCCAAGACCAUCCAUCUUAGCCUGUCUGGUUCUGCUCUCUCUGGCAUGACGACACCAUAAGGAGCAGAACCAGACAGGCAUGUAUCUACUCAAUCUCCCGAAAGUGAAAGUGAAAAAAGACAGGGCCUUUAAACGAGCACCACAAGCAAUAACUUCACCACCAAGGUUUUCCAGCACACAGCCUUGACGCCUGCCUGCUACAGUACUGACCUUUCACCUCUGUCUCUCUGUCUCCUCUCAUUGGCCCCCAGUGCAGCCAAUCCCAGCGGUGGUCAGGGUCAGGUGAUGCCCAUGGAGGAGUGGGGGUGUAGCUCAGGGUGGUGGGUGAGGGUGAGGGAGGAGCGGGGGAAGAGAGAGGACAGGCGGCUGGCGGGGGUGUGUGGUCUGGCUAACAGCGGUAACUCCUGCUACAUGAACGCUGUGCUGCAGUGUCUCUUCUCCACCGUGCCGCUGGUGGAACACCUCCUCAGCUCACACAGACACACCCAGCUGGCCAAGUAAGACCCUUGCUGGCUGUCUAUCUGUCUGUCUGUAUUAGAUUUUUUAAUAGUACUUUUUACCAGGUGCUCCAAGCACUUUACAUUAGAUGGGGGAAACUUACAUCCUCCAAUGCCUCUCCUCCUUCCUCUCCUCCCUCCCCUCCCUCUCUUCUCCCUCUCCUCCUUCCUCUCCUCCCUCCCCUCCCUCUCUUCUCCCUCUCCUCCCGUGCCACUCCUCUCCCUCCUCCCCAGGCGUAACAGUCCUGUAGCGGGGGUGUUUGUGCGCCUCCUCCAGGAGGUGUGGCAGGGUCAGGGGGGUACCAGCUUCACCUCCCCAGGGGAGAUGAGGGCCUUGGUCUCCUCCCUGCACCCCCAGUUCAACAACCAAUCACAGCAGGACGCCCAGGAGCUGCUCCUCCUCCUGCUCAACGCCCUGCAUGACGACCUCAAGGAAGUACACACAGACACACACAGUCCUGCCACAACACAGCUCCACCCACACAGACACACACAGUCCUGCCACAACACAGCUCCAUCCACGCAGCUCCAUCCACGCAGCUCCAUCCAUGCAGCUCCAUCCACACAGCUCCAUCCACACAGACACACACAGUCCUGCCACAACACAGCUCCAUCCACACAGACACACACAGUCCUGCCACAACACAGCUCCAUCCACGCAGCUCCAUCCACACAGCUCCAUCCACACAGCUCCAUCCACGCAGCUCCAUCCAUGCAGCUCCAUCCACGCAGCUCCAUCCAUGCAGCUCCAUCCACGCAGCUCCAUCCACGCAGCUCCAUCCACGCAGCUCCAUCCACGCAGCUCCAUCCACGCAGCUCCAUCCACGCAGCUCCAUCCAUGCAGCUCCAUCCACGCAGCUCCAUCCAUGCAGCUCCAUCCACGCAGCUCCAUCCACGCAGCUCCAUCCACGCAGCUCCAUCCACGCAGCUCCAUCCACGCAGCUCCAUCCACGCAGCUCCAUCCAUGCAGCUCCAUCCACGCAGCUCCAUCCACGCAGCUCCAUCCACGCAGCUCCAUCCACGCAGCUCCAUCCACGCAGCUCCAUCCACGCAGCUCCAUCCACACUGCCUCAUUCUCUUUCUUGAUUCCCUGCGUCCUCUCUCCUUGCCUCCUCCUCAAAACCCAUUGGAGGAGAAGGUCAGAGAGGAGGGAGGAGGAAAGGAAGAAUUUGAGAAAGAGCCAUUAACCUAAGAUCUGGGCCUCUAUGGCACAGCUGUGUGAGGUUAGAGUAAGGUUGGAGUAAAAGCCUGCACACACCCAGUACUAGCUGUCCAGGAAUAUGGUUGGCUGCCACCAUUAAGUUGUGUUCCCAUAGAGAAGCGGGAGAGGAGAUGGAGCUGCCACCACAUUGCUUACACCUAUCCAAUCCUUCCAGAUCUACACAAGUGUCUAGUGUCUAGGGGAUAUGGGAUAAGUGUCCAGGGGAUAAGUGUCUAGGGGAUAUGGGAUAAGUGUCUAGGGGAUACGUGUCUAGGGGAUACGUGUCUAGGGGAUACGUGUCUAGGGGAUAAGUGUCUAGGGGAUAAGUGCCUAAGGGAUAAGUGUCUAGGGGAUAAGUGCCUAGGGGAUAAGUGCCUAGGGGAUAGGGGAUAAGUGUCUAGGGGAUAAAAGGAUAGGGGAUAAGUGCCUAAGGGAUAAGUGUCUAGGGGAUAAGUGCCUAGGGGAUAGGGGAUAAGUGGAUAGGGGAUAAGUGGAUAAGUGGAUAAGGGGUAAGUGUCUAGGGGAUAAGUGUCUAGGGGAUACGUGUCUAGGGGAUACGUGUCUAGGGGAUAGGGGAUAAGUGUAUAGGGGAUACGUGUCUAGGGGAUAAGUGGAUAAGGGAUAAGUGUCUAGGGGAUAAGUAUCUAGGGGAUACGUGUCUAGGGGAUAAGUGCCUAAGGGAUAGGGGAUAAGUGUCUAGGGGAUACGUGUCUAGGGGAUAAGUGUCUAGGGGAUGAGGGCUAGGGGCUGAUUUGGUAUUCAGAUAGUGUGUUUAUCCUUUGUGUGUAUGUGUAUAUGAUUCCCUUGCUACAGAAGGGGGAGAGGCGUCAGACACGUUCUUCCCAGCGGUUGUGUCUGGGCAGGAAGUCCCUCAGCUCGGCGCCAGCGGCGGGGGAUUCUACGGUGGUGACACGUCUCUUCGAGGGACAGCUCAGCUACCAGAUGAUGUGUCUGAACUGCGACAGACACUCUCACAGCAACCAGGUCUUCACCAUCCUGUCUCUGCCUAUACCAGCUGACUCAUUCAAGUGCUCCCUACAGGUACAACUAACCACAUACAGACUAACCACAUACAGACUAACCACGUACAGACUAACCACGUACAGACUAAUCACACAGACUAAACACAUACAGACUAAACACGUACAGACUAAACACAUACAGACUAACCACAUACAGACUAAACACGUACAGACUAACCACGUACAGACUAACCACGUACAGACUAAACACGUACAGACUAAACACGUACAGACUAACCACGUACAGACUAAAAACAUAGACUAAAAACAUAGACUAAACACGUACAGACUAAAAACAUAGACUAAAAACAUAGACUAAACACGUACAGACUAAAAACAUAGACUAAAAACAUAGACUAAACACGUACAGACUAAAAACAUACAGACUAAUCACGUACAGACUAACCACAUACAGACUAAACACAUACAGACUAAUCACAUACAGACAGACAGUACAAUACUUCUUUCAGAUAAGGCCAGCAACCACACUCUCUUCUCCCGCUCUCUCUCUCUCGCUCCCUUCCUCCUUCCUGUAGGACUGCCUGUCGCUGUUCUUCCAGCAGAGUACAUUGACGUGUGGAGACCAGAAGUUGUGUCCAGAGUGUGGCGUGAAGAGAGACACAGCUGUCCUCACCAGCAUGGCCAAACCACCUGAGAUACUGGCGCUGCACCUCAAACGGUGGGUAGUUGCCAACCCAGCCCUCCCCACGGUAGUCACUAGAUGGCCAUGCUAUCACGCUAUAGUACAGAUGUAUUAGUGCUAAUGUAAAGGACGUCACGCUGCUUGCUUAGCGAGUACCGCCUCCUCCUUAUUCGGCUCAAACAGAGGCUCCAACCCAGAACCUUUGCCUUGCUAGCAGCACACGUGACCACCCUUCUGAAGCGUCUAACCCGUCGGUGCCACGCGGAGAGCUAGCUUAUCGCUGGCGCAAGUGGGUUCACCUCAGGCUGAGGAGUACGUUUCACACGUCCCCAUGUGCUCCACUAGCGGCGGUUUUAACCACAUUAACAUUUAACCCUAACUAGAGGUCAAUGUAACCCUAACUAGAGGUCAAUGUAACUCUAACUAGAGGUCAAUGUAACCCCAACUAGAGGUCAAUGUAACUCUAACUAGAGGUCAAUGUAACUCUCACUAGAGGUCAAUGUAACCCUAACUAGAGGUCAAUGUAACCCUAACUAGAGGUCAAUGUAACUCUAACUAGAGGUCAAUGUAACCCUAACUAGAGGUCAAUGUAACCCUAACUAGAGGUCAAUGUAACCCUAACUAGAGGUCAAUGUAACUCUCACUAGAGGUCAAUGUAACCCCAACUAGAGGUCAAUGUAACCCUAACUAGAGGUCAAUGUAACCCUAACUAGAGGUCAAUGUAACCCUAACUAGAGGUCAAUGUAACCCUAACUAGAGGUUAAUGUAACCCUAACUAGAGGUCAAUGUAACCCUAACUAGAGUUCAAUGUAACUCUAACUAGAGGUCAAUGUAACCCUAACUAGAGGUCAAUGUAACCCUAACUAGAGGUCAAUGUAACCCUAACUAGAGGUCAAUGUAACCCUAACUAGAGGUCAAUGGCAGUAAUAAUGUAACACUUCAUUAGAAAUACACUACCGUUCAAAAGUUUGGGGUCACUUAGAAAUGUCCUUGUUUUCGAAAGAAAAGCAAUUUUUUUGUCCAUUAAAAUAACAUCAAAUUAAUCAGAAAUACAGUGUAGACAUUGUUACUGUUGUAAAUGGCUAUUGUAGCUGUAAAUGGCUGAUUUUUAAUGGAAUAAUAUUUUUUAUCCCCCCUCCUCCCUCCUCCCUCUCUGUGGAUGACUUCGUCAACCAUUUUGAAAAGAAGGUUGACGACAUCCGAUCCUCGUUUGUUAAGUCAAAUGACACUGCUGGUCCUGCUCACACUGCCCUACCCUAUGCUUUGACUUCUUUCUCCCCUCUCUCUCCAGAUGAAAACUUGCGACUUGUGACGGCCGGCCGCCCAACAACCUGCCCGCUUGACCCUAUCCCCUCCUCUCUUCUCCAGACCAUCUCCGGUGACCUUCUCCCUUACCUCACCUCGCUCAUCAACUCAUCCUUGACCGCUGGCUAUGUCCCUUCCGUCUUCAAGAGAGCGAGAGUUGCACCCCUUCUCAAAAAACCAACACUCGAUCCCUCUGAUGUCAACAACUACAGACCAGUAUCCCUUCUUUCUUUUCUCUCCAAAACUCUUGAGCGUGCCGUCUUUAGCCAACUCUCUUGCUAUCUCUCUCAGAAUGACCUUCUUGAUCCAAACCAGUCAGGUUUCAUGACUGGUCAUUCAACUGAGACUGCUCUUCUCUGUGUCACGGAGGCUCUCCGCACUGCUAAAGCUAACUCUCUCUCCUCUGCUCUUGUCCUUCUAGACCUGUCUGCUGCCUUUGAUACUGUGAACCAUCAGAUCCUCCUCUCCACCCUCUCCAAGUUGGGCAUCUCCGGCGCGGCUCACUCUUGGAUUGCGUCCUACCUGACCGGUUGCUCCUACCAAGUGGCGUGGCGAGAAUCUGUCUCCGCACCACGUGCUCUCACCACUGGUGUCCCCCAGGGCUCAGUUCUAGGCCCUCUCCUAUUCUCGCUAUACACCAAGUCACUUGGCUCUGUCAUAUCCUCACAUGGCCUCUCCUAUCAUUGCUAUGCAGACGACACACAACUAAUCUUCUCCUUUCCCCCUUCUGAUAACCAGGUGGCGAAUCGCAUCUCUGCAUGUCUGGCAGACAUACAGUGGGGGGAAAAAGUAUUUAGUCAGCCACCAAUUGUGCAAGUUCUCCCACUUAAAAAUAUGAGAAAGGCCUGUAAUUUUCAUCAUAGGUACACGUCAACUAUGACAGACAAAAUAAGAAGAAAAAAAUCCAGAAAAUCACAUUGUAGGAUUUUUAAUGAAUUUAUUUGCAAAUUAUGGUGGAAAAUAAGUAUUUGGUCAAUAACAAAAGUUUCUCAAUACUUUGUUAUAUACCCUUUGUUGGCAAUGACACAGGUCAAACGUUUUCUGUAAGUCUUCACAAGGUUUUCACACACUGUUGCUGGUAUUUUGGCCCAUUCCUCCAUGCAGAUCUCCUCCAGAGCAGUGAUGUGUUGGGGCUGUCGCUGGGCAACACAGACUUUCAACUCCCUCCAAAGAUUUUCUAUGGGGUUGAGAUCUGGAGACUGGCUAGGCCACUCCAGGACCUUGAAAUGCUUCUUACGAAGCCACUCCUUCGUUGCCCGGGCGGUGUGUUUGGGAUCAUUGUCAUGCUGAAAGACCCAGCCACGUUUCAUCUUCAAUGCCCUUGCUGAUGGAAGGAGGUUUUCACUCAAAAUCUCACGAUACAUGGCCCCAUUCAUUCUUUCCUUUACACAGAUCAGUCGUCCUGGUCCCAUUGCAGAAAAACAGCCCCAAAGCAUGAUGUUUCCACCCCCAUGCUUCACAGUAGGUAUGGUGUUCUUUGGAUGCAACUCAGCAUUCUUUGUCCUCCAAACACGACAAGUUGAGUAUUUACCAAAAAGUUCUAUUUUGGUUUCAUCUGACCAUAUGACAUUCUCCCAAUCCUCUUCUGGAUCAUCCAAAUGCACUCUAGCAAACUUCAGACGGGCCUGGACAUGUACUGGCUUAAGCAGGGGGACACGUCUGGCACUGCAGGAUUUGAGUCCCUGGCGGCGUAGUGUGUUACUGAUGGUAGGCUUUGUUACUUUGGUCACAGCUCUCUGCAGGUCAUUCACUAGGUCCCCCCGUGUGGUUCUGGGAUUUUUGCUCACCGUUCUUGUGAUCAUUUUGACCCCACGGGGUGAGAUCUUGCGUGGAGCCCCAGAUCGAGGGAGAUUAUCAGUGGUCUUGUAUGUCUUCCAUUUCCUAAUAAUUGCUCCCACAGUUGAUUUAUUCAAACCAAGCUGCUUACCUAUUGCAGAUUCAGUCUUCCCAGCCUGGUGCAGGUCUACAAUUUUGUUUCUGGUGUCCUUUGACAGCUCUUUGGUCUUGGCCAUAGUGGAGUUUGGAGUGUGACUGUUUGAGGUUGUGGACAGGUGUCUUUUAUACUGAUAACAAGUUCAAACAGGUGCCAUUAAUACAGGUAACGAGUGGAGGACAGAGGAGCCUCUUAAAGUAGAAGUUACAGGUCUGUGAGAGCCAGAAAUCUUGCUUGUUUGUAGGUGACCAAAUACUUAUUUUCCACCAUAACUUGCAAAUAAAUUCAUAAAAAAUCCUACAAUGUGAUUUUCUGGAUUUUUUUUCCUCAAUUUGUCUGUCAUAGUUGACGUGUACCUAUGAUGAAAAUUACAGGCCUCUCUCAUCUUUUUAAGUGGGAGAACUUGCACAAUUGGUGGCUGACUAAAUACUUUUUCCCCCACUGUAUCAGUGUGGAUGACGGAUCACCACCUCAAGCUGAACCUCGGCAAGACGGAGCUGCUCUUCCUCCCGGGGAAGGACUGCCCGUUCCAUGAUCUCGCCAUCACGGUUGACAACUCCGUUGUGUCCUCCUCCCAGAGUGCGAAGAGCCUUGGCGUGACCCUGGACAACACCCUGUCGUUCUCCGCUAACAUCAAGGCGGUGACCCGAUCCUGUAGGUUCAUGCUCUACAACAUUCAGAGAGUACAACCCUGCCUUACACAGGAAGCGGCACAGGUCCUAAUCCAGGCACUUGUCAUCUCCCAUCUGGAUUACUGCAACUCGCUGUUGGCUGGGCUCCCUGCCUGUGCCAUUAAACCCCUACAACUCAUCCAGAAUGCCGCAGCCCGUCUGGUGUUCAACCUUCCCAAGUUCUCUCACGUCACCCCGCUCCUCCGCACACUCCACUGGCUUCCAGUUGAAGCUCGCAUCUGCUACAAGACCAUGGUGCUUGCCUAUGGAGCUGUGAGGGGAACGGCACCUCCGUACCUUCAGGCUCUGAUCAGUCCCUACACCCAAACGAGGGCAUUGCGUUCAUCCACAUCUGGCCUGCUGGCCCCCCUACCUCUGCGGAAGCACAGUUCCCGCUCAGCCCAGUCAAAACUGUUCGCUGCUCUGGCACCCCAAUGGUGGAACAAGCUCCCUCACGACGCUAGGACAGCAGAGUCACUCACCACCUUCCGGAGACACUUGAAACCCCACCUCUUUAAGGAAUACCUGGGAUAGGAUAAAGUAAUCCUUCUACCCCCCCUUACCCCACCCCCCAAAAAAUAAAAAUAAAAAAUAAAAAAAUAAACAUAUUGUAAAGUGGUUAUCCGACUGGCUAUAAGGUGAAUGCACCAAUUUGUAAGUGGCUCUGGAUAAGAGCGUCUGCUAAAUGACGUAAAUGUAAAUGAAUAUCUACAUAGGCGUACAGAGGCCCAUUAUCAGCAACCAUCAGUCCUGUGUUCCAAUGGCACGUUGUGUUUGCUAAUCCAAGUUUAUCAUUUUAAAAGGCUAAUUGAUCAUUAGAAAACCCUUUUGCAAUUAUUGUUAGCACAGCUGAAAACUGUUGUGCUGAUUUAAAGAAGCAAUAAAACUGGCCUUCUUGAGACUAUUUCAGUAUCUGGAGCAUCAGCAAUUGUGGGUUUGAUUUACAGGCUCAAAAUGGCCAGAAACAAAUCACUUUCUUCUGAAACUCGUCAGUCUAAUCAACAGGAAAGAAAUCAGCUUCACCUCUGCUGCUGCUGCUAUCAUGCAUCUCAAUGAGACAAACCUGUAUAAAUAGCGGUUCAUUAUUUAAAACUAAAAACCGCUGAACCUGUGUGACAUUACAGUUUUGGUUGCCAUGGGAGCGAGAAGAGGAAGUUGAGGACCAAUGUGUUGUUCUCAUUGGACAGUUUGGACCUGACCCCCUUCCUGUCAAGCCCCUCAGCCAGUCACACCAGCUACUCUCUCUACGCGGUGGUGGUGAGUUUCUGUUCACACACAGGCACGCACACACAUAUCCACCACAGGAGGCUGCUGAGGGGAGGACGGCUCAUUAUAAUGGCUGGAACGGAGCAAAUGGAACGGCAUCGAACACAUGGAAACCAUGUGUUUAAUGUAUUUGAUACCAUUCCACCUAUUUCGCUCCAGCCAUUACAACGAGGCUCUCCUCCCCAAUUAAGGUGACACCAACCUCUUGUGAUAUACACCCACACACACACACACACACACACACACAUAGAAACACACACACACCUACACAUGUGAACGCACAUACACACAUUCAUACACCUGAUGCUCCUGUCUCGAAAAACACACAGAUAACCAUGAACACACAGAUAACCAUGAACACACAGAUAACCAUGAACACACAUGAAUCCACCGGUGUGUGUGUGUCUUCACCCCCCCUCCAGAACCACACAGGAGACCUAGACAUGGGUCACUACACAGCCCUGUGCCACAGUACCCUGUCCAGCAGCUGGCACCACUUUGACGACACGGCCGUGAGCGAGGUAGUGGACUUCUUGGUGCAGUCUCCUAACGCCUACAUUCUGCUGUACAGCCGUCAGCCCUUCCACAGAGCCACCAUACCCCGGACCUGA
Molecule: messenger RNA, 9968 nt
Organism: Coregonus sp. 'balchen'
Lineage: Eukaryota; Metazoa; Chordata; Actinopteri; Salmoniformes; Salmonidae
Source: the annotation of a GenBank genome assembly